GAAACACCCAAGAUUAGAAGAAGAUUAGAAAUGUGGAGUUCCUCUCUGCAUAAGCUGACAUCGACCAGUGGGCCAAUGGAGCUUUUGGUGCCAUCACCUGCCCUAUACUUAGUAUGUGGGCCUGGCAGUAGUGGGGCAAGCACCUCGACCACCGAGUGGCCCGUAAGUCUAGACCGCACUCCCAGAACACCCCGUCGACAAAUAAUCCGUUGGUGCAAACCUCUUCGCGAUGACGAGCUAAUAGCUUUGCUCAAUUACGCGAAGAAGAGUCUAAGGAUGAAGAAAUUGUCCAGCCGUCAUUGGUGCCCCGAGCGGCAAGGAUGUGGAUGGACGAAGACGAUGAGGAAGUUGGAAGAGAAGAUGGGUUUAAUAUUACUUACGAGUGGCCUCCUCAAUCUCUUCGCCUAUCCACGUUAACCCCAAUGCGCGCCUCACCGACGACUUUCGUUUACUCCGAUAGAACCUUUUUUCACUAUUUUUUUAUUGCUUAGGUGGGUGGACGAGCUCACAGCCCACCUGGUGUUAAGUGGUUACUGGAG
Bombyx mandarina (wild silkworm) is the source of this 539-nucleotide messenger RNA. RefSeq lists its product as uncharacterized. Lineage: Eukaryota; Metazoa; Arthropoda; Insecta; Lepidoptera; Bombycidae. The record is from RefSeq and is a predicted model, not a curated record.